AUGAUCGGGGACAAGUUCAAGAGGCGGGAGGAGUUCUUGCAGAUGCUCGAGGAAGGGGUCAAGCUCGCCACCGGGUUCAACCCUGGCGACUUGUACCUGUCGUCAUGGCUCGCCAACUUCAUCAGCGGCAUGGCAUGGCUGGCGGAGGAGAACCACCGCAAGAGCUACGAGCUCAUGGAGUACGCGAUCAAGCAACACGAGGAGCAGAGGGCCACCGCCUCAGCGAACGGCGACGAGGAGGAAGGAGAGGACCUGGUGGGCGUGCUCUUGAGGAUCCACAAGGAAGGUGGCCUUGACGUGCCUCUUACAAUGGGAGUGGUCAAAGGAGAUUUAUUUGGCGCUGGGAGCGAGACAUCGGCUACCACUCUUCAAUGGGCCAUGUCAGAGCCCAUGAGGAACCCAAAUGUGAUGCAGAAAGCACAAGCUGAAGUACGCGACAACCUCCAAGAGAAACCUAAAGUGACCGAGGAUGACUUGACCAAUCUCAAGUACCUCAUACUCAUCAUCAAGGAGACAAUGAGGUUGCAUCCAGCCGCACCAUUGCUUCUCCCAAGGGAGGCCAGGGAGCCUUGCAAAAUCCUCGGGUACAAUGUGCCCAAAGGUACCACGAUGUUGGUGAAUGCGUGGGCGAUUGGAAGAGACCCGAAGCAUUGGAAAGACCUCGAGGAGUUCAAACCAGAGAGGCUCGAGUAUGGCACGAUGGACUUCAAAGGCAAAAACUUUGAAUACAUAACGUUUGGGGCGGGUCGGAGGAUGUGCCCUGGAAUGUUGUUUGCUCGAGCCAGCAUGGAGAUCGUGCUUUCCACACUGCUCUACCACUUCGAUUGGGAACUCCCGAGUGGGGUGAAGCCUGAUGGGUUGGACAUGACAGAGAAGAUGGGCGUCACUGUCCGAUGA
This is a messenger RNA of Triticum dicoccoides, 897 nucleotides long. RefSeq names its product premnaspirodiene oxygenase-like. The coding region runs from base 1 to 897 and encodes 298 amino acids. NCBI's taxonomy places the organism in Eukaryota, Viridiplantae, Streptophyta, Magnoliopsida, Poales, Poaceae. The record is from RefSeq and is a predicted model, not a curated record. Gene Ontology annotation, molecular function: iron ion binding; oxidoreductase activity, acting on paired donors, with incorporation or reduction of molecular oxygen; heme binding. The transcript has 2 exons.